Dichotomopilus funicola is the source of this 1068-nucleotide messenger RNA. RefSeq lists its product as uncharacterized. NCBI's taxonomy places the organism in Eukaryota, Fungi, Ascomycota, Sordariomycetes, Sordariales, Chaetomiaceae. The coding region runs from base 1 to 1068 and encodes 355 amino acids. The record is from RefSeq and is a predicted model, not a curated record. The transcript has 2 exons.
AUGUCUGGCCAAAAGAUCCUCUUGACCGGUGUGACCGGCUUCAUGGGCGGUAGCUUCCUCACCCAGCUCCUCGCAUCCUCCAACCCGGACAUCAAGAAAUCCUCCUUCUCCGCCCUCGUCCGCAAGCAAGAACAAGCCGACAUCCUAAAAGCCAAGGGCAUCAACGCGAUCGUCUUCAACGAUCUCGACGACUCCGAAGCCCUCAAGCAAGCCGCCAGCGAGCACGACAUCGUGAUCCACAGCGCCAACGGUUUCCACGCCGCCUCCGCCAAAGCCCUCAUCGAAGGACUCGCCGAGCGCAAAAAGACCACCGGCGGCAAACCCGUCUUCUACAUCCAAACCUCCGGCACCUCCAACCUCGCCGACCACCCCAUCACCAAACGCUACAUCCACUCCCCACCCACCACCCGCGUCUUCUCCGACGCCACCGAAAACAUCCACCAAUACCUCCUCGACCGCGAAACGGCCGAAGCCUACCCCCAGCGCACCACCGACAUAACCGUGACCACCACCGGCCUAGCGCUUGACGUCCCCACCCUCAUUAUCAUGUCCGCGACCGUCUAUGGCCGCGGCACAGGGCUGUUCAACACGGCAUCCAUCCAGGUGCCUAUCCUCACCAAAACUGCCAUCGCCCGCGGUCAGGCGUUCUAUGUCGGCCCUAAUGGUGCGGGUGAGUGGGACCACGUGCAUAUUGAGGAUUUGGCCGCGCUGUAUGAGUUGUUGUUGGGCAAGGUACUCGCUGGGGAGAAGGUGCCGACGGGGGAGAAGGGGUUGUAUUUCUCUGCGGCCGGGAAGCAUAGUUUCAAGGCGGUUGCGGAGGCGGUGGGUAAGGCUGGGUAUGAGUUGGGUGCGCUGAAGACGGCGGAGCCGGUGAGCGUGGCGUUGGAGGAGUUUGCGGAGGUUCUUGGGGGGAAUGCGCAGUUGGCUGAGUUGGGCUUUGCGUCGAGGGCUGUGACUGAUGCUGCAUUGGCUCGGAGCCUUGGCUGGGUGCCGAAGAAGUCGGAUGCGGACUGGUGGGCGAGUUUUAAGGAGGAGUUUGCUGCGGUCUUGGCUCAGACUAAGGCGUAG